Penicillium cataractarum is the source of this 1368-nucleotide messenger RNA. RefSeq names its product Amino acid transporter transmembrane. The record is from RefSeq and is a predicted model, not a curated record. The transcript is spliced from 7 exons. Lineage: Eukaryota; Fungi; Ascomycota; Eurotiomycetes; Eurotiales; Aspergillaceae. The coding region runs from base 1 to 1368 and encodes 455 amino acids. Gene Ontology annotation, biological process: amino acid transmembrane transport. Gene Ontology annotation, cellular component: vacuolar membrane. Gene Ontology annotation, molecular function: amino acid transmembrane transporter activity.
AUGAGAUCACAAAUCGUUGAUAUUACGCCGACACAUGACGAGCCUGCUCAGGGGUGUCCUGACGAAGGACUCGGGGAGGUGGAAAAGCCUGAUCUCACGCGGCCUCGACAAGAUGCCUUUGGUGACGAGGAACAUGCAGAGGUUAAGUACAAGGUGUUAACAUGGUGGCAAGGAGGUCUUCUCAUGGUUGCCGAGACCAUCUCACUGGGUAUCCUCUCGCUUCCAGCAGCCAUUGCCAGUUUAGGUCUCGUCCCAGGUCUCAUUAUCCUCGUCGGCCUGGGGCUUCUGGCUUGUUAUACCGGCUAUGUUAUUGGACAAUUUAAAUGGAGAUACCCUCAUAUUUCAAGCAUGGCAGAUGCCGGCGAGAUCCUGAUGGGCCGGUUUGGUCGUGAGUUGUUUGGAACGGCCCAGCUGCUGUUCCUGGUCUUCAUCAUGGCGAGUCAUAUCUUGACAUUUACUGUUGCGCUCAACACAAUCACGGGGCAUGCAACGUGUUCGAUUGUUUUUGGUGUCGUGGGCAUGAUCAUCUCGAUCUUCUUGUCGCUACCACGAAAACUUGCACAGGUGUCAUGGCUUUCGCUUAUUUCAUUUAUCAGCAUUUUCAGCGCCGUUAUGAUUGCCAUGGUUGCCCUCGGAAUUCAAAAUACUGGAUCUGUUCUCGAACCGACCGUUGAGACCAACCUAGUAACAGGGUUUACGGCUGCUGCAAACAUUGCUUUCUCAUACGUCAGCCACAACACAUUUUUCACCUUCAUGGCGGAACUCAAGGAUCCGAGAGACUUCCCAAAGGCUCUUGCCCUGCUUCAAACUAUCGAUAUGACUCUUUAUAUCAUUGCUGGUGUUGUUAUUUAUCGGUAUGCGGGCGCCGAUGUCACAUCUCCAGCAUUGGGUUCUGCUGGCCCGCUGAUAUCCCGGAUUGCUUAUGGUGUCGCUCUUCCCACUAUUGUUAUCGCCGGUGUUAUCAACAGCCAUGUCGCCGCCAAGUCCAUAUACAUUCGCAUCUUCGCAGGAACCGACCGUAUGCACAAGCGCGACCUAGUUGCGAUCGGCUCUUGGGUUGGACUAACUGUCUGCUUAUGGAUCGUUGCGUGGAUUAUUGCCGAGGCAAUCCCUGUGUUCAGCAGCCUUCUUACUCUUAUUACUGCUCUAUUUGGUAGUUGGUUUACUUUCGGGUUCACCGGCAUAUUCUGGCUUCACAUGAAUAAGGGACUGUGGUUUUCGUCGCCGAAGAAAAUCGCCUUGACACUACUUAACACUUUUGCUAUUUGCGUCGGUAUUGUCCUGUGUGGCCUUGGCCUCUAUACCUCUGGAAAAUCUAUUCAUGACAAUCCAGGCAGCUCGAGCUUCUCGUGUGCCAACAACGCAUAG